Messenger RNA from Pecten maximus, 2169 nucleotides. Its product is annotated as origin recognition complex subunit 6-like. Gene Ontology annotation, molecular function: DNA binding. NCBI's taxonomy places the organism in Eukaryota, Metazoa, Mollusca, Bivalvia, Pectinida, Pectinidae. Gene Ontology annotation, cellular component: nuclear origin of replication recognition complex. The record is from RefSeq and is a predicted model, not a curated record. The transcript has 7 exons. Bases 62 to 856 code for a protein of 264 amino acids. Gene Ontology annotation, biological process: DNA replication initiation; DNA replication.
CAGAAUUGAAAAUAAAAAACAAUAUCGCGGGAGUUCUGACAAAAUUUCAACACCAACAAUCAUGAGUAAACAACCAAUUAGUGCGAUGUCUUCAAAGCUGGGUAUUUCAUCACAAAGAACGAUACAGAAGGCAAAGGAGUUACAGCAGCUGAUGGAAAUACGUGUUGGAAGUGGAUCACUGGAUGCCCUGGGUAUUACUGGAUCCUGCCCGCUCAUCAUGUGCCUAGAUCUGGCCGCUUCAGCCACUGGUCAGCCUCUCACCAAGACAGAAGCCAUUCGACUGUCUGGUGUAAACAAGAAGGUAUAUGCCAACGGUCUGAGGGCACUGGAGAGUAUGUUGGAGAUAGAGGUGAAACAAACCAUCAAAGAUCUGGCCAUACAAUUCGGCUGUUCAGGGGCAGUAACUCUAGCUGAGCAGGCCCUUCAGAGAUAUGAAGAAAGUCAUAACAGUAAGUCCUGUACAGAGAUGGACUUCUCCGUUCCCAUGUUCCAAGCCUCUGCUCUUUACGCUGCCUGCAGAAAAUUGAAGACAAAAGUUGACAGAAAAAAAAUUGUGGAAGUGUGUGGUAUCAAGCGUACAACUUUUGACCGGCUGGUGGCAGACCUGGAAAAACUGGCAGAAACAAUUAUUGAUGAACAAAGCAAAGUAAAAUCAACGAAUAAAAAACGGCCAAAGUCACUUAUGGACGACGUCGAGCGUUUUAUGCAAGAGGGAGAGAAUAAACGAGAAAAGACUGAUGAUGCAGAGGAAAAUGGUGGAAAUGUUGAUUAUAAUGACUGGAAAAGGAAAAUUUUAGAGAAAGCUUUAAAAGCUAAAGAAGCAGCCAAGGACAAAAAUAAUAUAUGUGAUUCUUGAUGAAAUUUUAACCUUUAAUGUGAAGUGAUAUAUGUGUAGAUCUUUUGGUGGACAUAAGACUUUGAUGGAAGUACUCUUCCGAAAAAAGUUUUAAACUGCCUGCAGUAUAUUUCUGGAUUUAAGACUAAUAUUGCAUAGUGUUUAUCUGAAACAGGAAUCUCCUUUUGUUACAUACAGUAUUUCAGGUAUCUAACCCAAAGGGAUGACCUAUUGUCAUUGUGUUGAGUCUUGCUGUGCAUUGUUUACUGUACUUUAUAUCAGUAAACUGUUUGGCUGUUGCUAUUGAGCUGAAAGUUGGUGAAGAUGUAAAGCUGAAAUGGCCUCAUCAAAAAUUUUACAUUUAAUUUUUUGACAUCACAGCUGCUAUUUUACAACAACAUGUUUAUUGAAUGAACAUUUUCCUACUUUAAACUUCUUAAGGUCCAUAAAUAUGUUUCCAAUCAGACCUUCCUAAAAUGAGCCAUUCUGUCAGAUGACCAUUAAGGACCAUUGUGCAACAUGUAGGAUUAAAAAGUCAUGUGCUAUACCCAACUUGUGUGACCUGCAGUAUGAUUUUAUUUUAGAUUUAAGGCUGUAUGCUACCUGAUUGAGAAACAUACCUCCUUUUCAAGAGAUCUUUAUACUUAUUAAUUUAUAAUUAAGAAUACUAUAAAUCAUCAAAUGUUAAAAUUAUUUAAAAGACUGGUUGAAUUUGUUGGAGAUACUUUCGAAAAGUUUGAAAUAAUAUGAAAGUAAGAUUCAACUUUCCUUAAGGGGAAUCUCUAUUAUCAACAUGUUUGAGUUUCUAGAACUGAUCAGCUUAAAUGAAAAAAAGUAAUUUUAGAUCUGGAUAUAAUAAAUCUUAUUGAUACCAUAGUACACAUGAGUGUGAACUGUACAUCUUAUGAUUUCAGUCUAAAUGUAUUAUAUUAGCAAUUAAUUUAUUUUCAACUAGAAAAUCAUUAAAUUUCUAGUUGCUUGUAUUACAUACAAUGUACAUGUAUAUAAAUAACCAUGUUUUUUACCUAAAACUUGUGUAAAAGAUAUUGUGUAAUUUUCUCGCCUUAAAACAGAUGUUUCAUCCUGGGUUUUCCAUUGGUAAAGAUGUAACACACAUUAGAUUCUAUAUGAAUGUAUAUACAUAGAUAUCUUCUCAUGAAAUAUUAGAUAAUUUGGUCAGUGAAUUUAAAUUGUGUAAGUUAGCUAAUGAAGAGGGUGAAAGUUUAUGUACGAGUUUGAAUUAAAUUGGAGCCUGCUGGGAGUAAAUGAUUUUGUGAAGGAGAGUUUAUACUGCAUGAACUAGAUCAAAAUAAAAUAAAGAUAUGCCUAAGUUA